AUGAACAACUCCCUCAGUUUAAAUGCUUCAAAACUUGAUUUACAAACUCUAGAAGAAUUAAGAGACCCAAAUUUGAUCAGUCGAUAUCCACCAUUAUUCCAGAGGAAGCAAACAUUUUUAGAUAUUUCAAAUAAUGAUAACUAUAAAAAGCAUUAUAGCAGUUCUGGUAAAUCGAAAAAGCAAUCCUCGAAAUUAAAGGAAAUCAAAAGUCAACAAUUUUCUUCAUUAACACCAUCAACUUCAUCCAAAAAUUCUAAUGAUGAAAGAAAACCACGACGAGGCUUUACUGCAUUUCUUAAAACUUUUUCAAAAGAAGCAAGGAAGUUAGAGAGACAAGAAACUUUAAAGAAGUCAAUCAGUAAACCAAUUCUUCAAUCAAAUAAUACAGCUGCACAAAAUUACAAAACUACAACACAAAAUAAAGAGGCAAUUUACACACAUUCAAUGUAUCCAUCAAAGACGAAAAGGUCAUUCAAAAUCAAAGAAGAUUCACAUACUGGUUCUUCAAAUUCCAAUCAUGAGAUGUCUUCAUCAUCUUUUGUUAACCAUUAUAAACAAAGUGAUCACAGAAAUAAAAAAGCUAUUUCACCACUUCGAGCAAAUAUACCAAUUUCGCCAACUGAUCUAUCUGCAAUGAAUAGUAUAAUAAUACCACCAGUUGGUAGUAGUCAAAAUAUUGGUAAUCCAGAACAUUAUUCAAGCUCAAUAGUUCAUCCCAAUAUGACUUUUCGUAAGAAUACAAAUAGUGAUUCAUUUGGAAGAAAUAAUAUUUCAUUUGCAAGAUUUGAUAUGAUGAAUUUAGAUAAUAACGCAGCAUAUUCACCAAUGGAUGUAGAAGAAACUGAAUAUUCAUCUGCACAAAUCAAUCCUUAUGAACAAAUAAAUGAUAUAAUGAUACCAACUUCAAUGUUUUUGCCAACGUCUAGUGAUUCAGAAGACAGUUUUUAUUCAUUAAAUGAUAAUGAAAAAAUUGAUUUAAGUAAUAAAUAUAAUCAGAUUCAUGAAAAAAGUAAUAAACAACCAAGACUUCAUUCACAUUCAAAUUCUCAUCAAACUCAUGUGCAUUCACCUGCUUAUAGAUUUACUAAAAGCUCAUCUAAUAGGCAAAAAUAUAAAUCAAAUACUAAUUAUAAUGCCAGAGAAAGAAGAGCUUAG
Messenger RNA from Lodderomyces jiufengensis, 1155 nucleotides. RefSeq lists its product as uncharacterized. The coding region runs from base 1 to 1155 and encodes 384 amino acids. The record is from RefSeq and is a predicted model, not a curated record. The transcript has a single exon. NCBI's taxonomy places the organism in Eukaryota, Fungi, Ascomycota, Pichiomycetes, Serinales, Debaryomycetaceae.